Drosophila elegans is the source of this 2057-nucleotide messenger RNA. RefSeq lists its product as uncharacterized. The transcript is spliced from 3 exons. Lineage: Eukaryota; Metazoa; Arthropoda; Insecta; Diptera; Drosophilidae. The record is from RefSeq and is a predicted model, not a curated record. Gene Ontology annotation, molecular function: sequence-specific DNA binding. Bases 52 to 852 code for a protein of 266 amino acids.
CACAGUGCAAACAGCUGUUUGCUUACUUUUCAAUUAAUAAUUUUAUAUUAAAUGCGCUGUGCUGUAAAUAAUUGCGGAAAUAAUAAUCGCAGCUCGAAUAGAAAGAAAUGGCGAUACUUUCAUUUCCCCAAAGGAGAGCAACUCCUUCAACAAUGGAUAGAUUUCUGCCAGCGGGAUAGAAUAAACACCGCUACAGCCUGCAUAUGCAAUGAGCAUUUUGCACCUGAGGACUUUGAGCGGAAUAUGCAGUUUGAACUUGGCUUCACCCGGAAAAAUCCAACAAAACUUAAGUCCGGCUCAUUUCCUAGUGUAAAUAGACCCCAAAAGGUGGUCAAAGAAAAGCGUGGGAAAACCAAAAAACAAUGUACAAAUGUUUCUUCGAAGAUCUCCAACAGCGUCACCGAAUUCUUCCAGCAAGAACCACAAUUUUCAAAUACCCAAGAAACCAUAGAAAUCCAACUAUGUGAAAUUGCUAAAGAUUAUGAGGAAUUGGAGGAAAGUUCCUCCAGCGUUUACAAUGAAAUUGUAGAACUGAUCGGUGAAUCUGGAAGAAGUACCUCCUCCCAACAAUCUAAAGAUGACGACAGUCUUCAAGAUCACAGGCAUUUGGAAGUAGAGAUUCUGGAUCCCCUAAAUCCGCAAUCGAAUGCCAAGGACCAUGUCGAGAUAAUUGAUUCGGAAGGCGACAACUAUGUAAAGCACUUGGAACAUGAAGUGUGUUCCCUAAAACGCGAGGUAUUUUUUCUCAAAGACGAACGCAAAAAGCUAAUGGAAGAAAUUCGAAAUCUCAAGGCAACUAUUCAAAGAUCAGAAGUCCAAAAAAGUCUGGAAAGAAACUUGAACUCUAUUUGAAAAGCAGCAUCGUAAAAAUAUUUGGGGUGUUUGAGCAUCUCUUCAAAUUGUGUUAAUAUUUAUUAGAGGAAUCCCUAGGAUUUAAAUUCAUAUAGAACACGACAAGAAUGGAAUUUUUAUGACAAGAAAAUGUCCAUUCUGAAAUAGAAAGACUGUUCAGAUGAAUGCGACAAAACACAAAUCCUUGAAAUCUUAAAAUCUUGACUGACUAUAUAUUAAAAUUGUAAUGCUGAAUAUUUUUCUGUUGAUUUAUAAAUAUUUCGCAUAAAUUGUGUCAUAUUGUUAGGAAUAACUAAAUUAAUUGAUUUUUUUUCUUGCUUAAUAAUUUUUCAUUUGUAAAGUCUUUUUAGUAUACAUAUAUUUAGACAUUUAGUUAAAGAACAAAUAAAAUUAAAAUUAAAUUAAUUUACAUAUGGCGUGCAGAUGCCAAGUCUUUGGUAAAAUUUCGGAAUCAAUUUUUGCUACCUACUUACGCACACCUUUUCUCCUUUCUACAAACUUAAGCACUUUCCACAAAUCAGCGGGUACUCAAAAUAUUUUCAAGGAGUUCGUGUUUAAAUUUCCAGGAAAUUUUUGGGUAAUCGCGGUGCGGCAAUUUUCGCCAAGGUCAAAGUCAUUAGAGCAGGCAAAAUAUCCCUUAUCUUAUCCUGCAAUAUUCCCUAUUUUGCCUACCUGGAGGAGUAUAAAAACCAGUGGUCGACUGGAAGUCGACCUGCACUGCAAGCGAUGUCCUCCGAUCGACAACAUCCAUCUGGCGGAGCUCCACGGAUUCGUCGCUGGAUCUUUGAAAGACCUGAGGAUCAGAUGACAGGACCUUCGAAUUAAGCACACUCUGGGCCCAACUACAAAAUUUCAAACAUUCAUCGCUUGCAGUGUCAGCAAAUUAGCCGAAUUUAGACAAUUGUAUUGUAUUGUAAAUUCUAGUUAAUUCUAUAGAUCAAUUGUAAAUGUUAGUUAAUAUCCUAUUCAAUUGUAUAUACAUAUACAACAAAAUUGUAUAUAUGUCAUCAAAUUGUAUAUAUGUAACUAGCUAGCCAAUUUAAUCUAAGUAGUGCAUUUGUAUAUAAAAACCUUAUGAAAUUUUUAGACAAUUCAAUAGACCCAAUGUAUAAACAACCAAAUUAUAGCCAAAUAUUUAGAAAAAUUAUAGCGCAAAUUUUAGUCCAAUUGUAUAUAAUUUAGAAAACAUUUUAAAGAAAUUGUAA